AUGGGUGCCCCUGUCGACGUUCGCGAGAUCAAUGGAUCCGAUCUGAUGUCUGCCCUCCACCUGGCCCAACAAGCCCCGGCCAUCCUCGGCCCCAAUCCUACGAAAGCGACGACAUCAACUACGGGUACGGCGGAGGAAUACAGACAACUUGAACAGCUUUUCCUUGCCUGUCUACGAACAGGCGAUGAUCAGUCCGCGCAAGCAUGCCUCGAUCGACUCAGCCACCGCUUCGGCCCUGCCAACGAGAGAGUAAUGGGGCUCUGCGGGUUGUACCAGGAGGCAACCGCCAAGGAUCGUGCAGCUCUAGAAAAGUGUCGCGAGGAAUACGAGAAGAUUUUGUCCGAAAGUCCAGUCAAUGUGGUUCGUUCUGGUCCUUGUCAACCUCUUCAACCGGGGUCUUCCUCGCCUACCCUAGGGUAA
Penicillium waksmanii is the source of this 420-nucleotide messenger RNA. RefSeq lists its product as uncharacterized. Gene Ontology annotation, cellular component: EMC complex. NCBI's taxonomy places the organism in Eukaryota, Fungi, Ascomycota, Eurotiomycetes, Eurotiales, Aspergillaceae. Bases 1 to 420 code for a protein of 139 amino acids. The record is from RefSeq and is a predicted model, not a curated record. The transcript has a single exon. Gene Ontology annotation, biological process: protein folding in endoplasmic reticulum.